Messenger RNA from Oldenlandia corymbosa var. corymbosa, 2244 nucleotides. Lineage: Eukaryota; Viridiplantae; Streptophyta; Magnoliopsida; Gentianales; Rubiaceae. The record is from the annotation of a GenBank genome assembly.
AUGGCCAGAGCCAGCGCAGUAAACCCAAUGGCGUUCGAUAGAAUCAAAGCUGCAACUCAUGGUGUGAAACCCGGAGAUGUGGGUUCUUUUCAACCGACUGAAGAACGAGUGAUUGUCCCUUUCAAGUCCGAUGCACGCCAGUUAACCCUUGGGCCAAAUUUCCCAUCGGCGCCGAAAAAUCUGAAAAAAUACAUUUCGUUGCUGAACCCAGAAUCGCCGUACUACAAGUAUGAGAAUCCCUUCAAGUUCGAGAAUUGGGAACGGCUGCGUGUCUGGCCGUGGUCAGACAAACCAAAAAUCCAGAAGGCCUUUGUCCAAUGGUACCACCAGUUGGAACCAGAGUACGCUGAUACUUGGAGGAUGGCUGGGAUCUAUGACCUGUUGAAGUUCUGCACCAUAGGGCUUGGCGAAAGUAGAGAUCUAGUGGAGGCUGUAUUAGGGUUUUGGAGUGGGUGCAGUAAUGUUUUCUACUUUCUGUGGGGCCCUAUGACACCAACAUUGCUUGAUGUAUGUGUCAUUACUGGUCUGCCUGCUGUUGCAGAUGUGGCCGUGGAUGGCAAUGUGACUGAUGAUGAUGCAGCUGCAGCAACGGUAUGUGUUUCCUGGGAAAUCGUUUCAAAUGACUGUGGAUUGGUAUCAUGUUGCUGGCAUAAUCCUGGUGCUCCCUUCUGUGGACCUAUAUGGUUGUUGCAUUUUUGGUUGUAUAUGUAUUUUCCUAGCUUAAAACUAGAAGGUAUCUAUCCUGUGGAGAGUGACGAGCCGUUGUGGCUUGGUGUGCAUCAAUAUAAUGCACCAAACUAUGAUACCACACAAGUCUUCAAGACUGUCUUUGAAUCGAACCCUAGCAUUGAGGCAAGUGUACAACAACUCAGCCAUGACUGGUGGCAUAAAAGCUUUGGGGAAGUUUGCCAUGCUGAAGCAGAGAGCGGAAAGUGGGUUAACCAUGGAAAAUUCAGCCUGGCAUCUAUAUGGAGCCAUCUGCUAUCAGCAAGGGACCUGUUUUAUGGCUGUAAGAGUGCACAAUCCCAGAAUGUAGUAGCAGACAUGCAAGCCGAAUACUAUCCGGCCAAUAAUGUAGCUCGGCAAUUUGGUUUUGCUCAAAGCGUGCCGCACUUUGAUGUAUCUUGCUGGAACACAGGGAGGCUUGGUAGAGAAAGACUCGCAAUGUCUCAGUACACCACGCAUCGGGAGUUGAUGGAUCUGAGAGGUAGGUCAGUAGCAACAAUUCCAUUCAGUUUCUGUUUCAAUGCAACACCUGGAUUUGCAGACUGGUGGUAUGAACUGUCAAUUGAUAUGUACGGUUCUGGAUACGAGGCAAUCAAAACCUCCUUUGGCAUUAGUAAGUUUGCAAAGUACAAGUCAAUUGGUGGUGUUGCAGAAACAGAGAAGAAAGGGAAAAGAAAAAGUGGUGCCGCGGCAAAGACUGGUGGUCAAUCAAGCAAGAAGAGCACUGCAACCGCCGCUGUCAGGGCAAAAACAAGUACUGGGAAGGAUGUGCCAACCUCCACCCCUCGAUCCAAGAGGCUGAUUGGGAGGAAACGGUCUGCUAGUGAAGUCAGUAAUAAGGAGAAUCCCGUAUCUGUGUCUGAGAGUGAAGAGGAAGAAGCAGAGAGCCUAGGCAGUGAGAAAGGUUCUGCUGCAGUAGCUGAAGAUCAAGCUGCGCAGAAAAUAGUACUUGAGACUGGCGGCGCUAGAAGCAAAAAGGUAAUGAAAACGGCCAGUUUGAGCGCUCCAACCGCUUCUGGGAAGAAAGCUCCUCCAUCAUUAGAAUCACUCAAAGCUAGACUGGAGCGAACAAAAGCGGCAGCUUAUGUGAGAACAGAACAAACGUCCAGUGUCCCUGAAAUGCCUCUGGUAGUUGCUUUGCAACAAAUCACAGAGAUGUUUCCACUAUCUGUCGAAGAAGUAUACAGCGAAAGGUACGAUCAGUUGAGCCGAUUGCUGGCCAUUAUCCAGAAUUCCAUCACCGAAGGGAAUAUGGCUGCAGCAAUACGUUUAGAGAAGAAUAAAUUGCUAUCUGAGCAACUGAUUGAACAGGUAGGGCAGCUGGAAACCAACAUCAAAGAGGCUAUUGUUGCCGAAUUAAAGGCAAAGGAAGAAUUGGAGAAAGCACAAGCCAAACCCAAACAACUGGAGGCGGAGCUAAGUGGUGUUGUUGCGGACACUGAUGUGGCACUUGAUGGAUAUGGGCGGAUGACCACCGUUGUGAACCAACUGCUUCCCACCCAAGUUCCAGGAUGCUGA